AAAGGACAGAGGUGCAUGGAGGAGGACAGAGGAGACUGGAGGAGAACAGAGGAGCCUGGAGGAGGACAGAAGUUCCUGGAGGACGGCAGAGGUGCCUGGAAUAUAUCUGGACCUGGUGCCUCGUGCCUCUUCAACAUGACAUCCACAGAUACACAACCAGCCCACACUAAGGUUUCUGAUGAGCCCCCGAGUUACAAUCUGAUUACACCAUAUGCCCCCCCGGUUACCAUCCCACCAUCUGCCCCACCAAGUUCUCAAAUGGACACUGCAUUAGUGAAAGGCAUUUCCCCAGGCAUGGAGUAUCUCCUCCAGGUUAACCAAUUAAUGGUGAAAGAGAAAUUCACUGUGUCGCAGGGCUGGGGCUUCUCCUUUGAUGUGCUGAAUCUGGUUGGUCAGCGACUAUUCCAGGCGGAGCAGAACGUGGUGUGCUGCGGACCCCUCUAUGAUGUCAGGAUACGAGACAACAGCAACAACGAGGUCCUGCAUCUGCUGGAGAACUGCGGCUGCACCUGCACCCGGGAGAUGGAGGUGCACGGCCCCUCGGGGCAGCUGAUGGGAUUCGUCAAGGUGCAUUGGAACAAUAUGGUCACCCACCUGUCAUUGAUGAAUACCUCCGGGCAGGUCACCCUCAUCAUCCUGGGGCCCAGCUUCCAGAACAGCAUCUUCGGCAACGUCAGCUUUGAGGUGAAGUCUCCGGAUGAGCAGCAUGUGGUGGGGAUGAUAAAGAAGGAGACUGAUCAUAUUUUGCUUACUUUCCCAUUGGACCUGGAGGUGACAAUGAAGGCCAUGUUGUUGGGCUCCUCCUUGUACCUGGAAAAUCUCAUUAAAUCAAAGAGAAAGGAACUGCAGAGACGAGCACGUGACUGAUACUCCUGCAGCACAUCUCACCAAUAUCCCAUGUAUGCAGCCACAUGUAUCUGAGCACCUUCUCCGCAGAGCAUCAUAUAUCAUCCUCAGCAUUGCAGAGCAUCACACCCAGCAUUCCCAGGGAAAUGCUCCUCAUACUAAACACUAAUACUGCAGAACAUCUCACCUGGCUCACACUGAAGAGCAUCGCACCCACUAUACACCUGAGGAAUGGUGCCACCGUGGAGGGCUGGCUGGACGUGGACCCUGGAUGGUCAUGGGCUGGGAGGUUUAACAAGCCACUGGCCCUUUAAGAGAAACCAGUCUAAUAUGGACAAUGUGUAUUGUUCUGACGACCUGCAUUCCCAGAUGGUGUAUGUACAGGAUGUGUGAUAAUGAGCUGUAUUAUAUGUAUAAACGCUGAAUAAAUGCUGUAUCUGCUGCCUGA
Messenger RNA from Bufo bufo (common toad), 1294 nucleotides. Its product is annotated as phospholipid scramblase 3-like. The coding region runs from base 16 to 867 and encodes 283 amino acids. The record is from RefSeq and is a predicted model, not a curated record. Gene Ontology annotation, biological process: plasma membrane phospholipid scrambling. Lineage: Eukaryota; Metazoa; Chordata; Amphibia; Anura; Bufonidae. Gene Ontology annotation, molecular function: phospholipid scramblase activity. The transcript is spliced from 8 exons. Gene Ontology annotation, cellular component: plasma membrane.